Eupeodes corollae is the source of this 3280-nucleotide messenger RNA. RefSeq names its product run domain Beclin-1-interacting and cysteine-rich domain-containing protein (gene Rubicon). The record is from RefSeq and is a predicted model, not a curated record. The transcript has 9 exons. NCBI's taxonomy places the organism in Eukaryota, Metazoa, Arthropoda, Insecta, Diptera, Syrphidae. Gene Ontology annotation, cellular component: intracellular membrane-bounded organelle. Gene Ontology annotation, molecular function: phosphatidylinositol phosphate binding. Bases 359 to 2980 code for a protein of 873 amino acids.
UGUUUGUGUUCUUCUUGUGUUGUGUUGUGAUGUCAUGUUCGAUGUUCGCCUGGCUGUGUAUAAUUUGUUGAUUAUUCUCUAAAUUUUUAUUAAAUUAAUUAUGAAAAAUAACCUCAGCUCAGUGUAAUUGAUAAGACAAAUUAUUAACAAUUCGAAGAAGUUUGGCGUGGAUUCAUAACGCAUACUAAACAUUAAAUCAAAAUGGAGUGCACCCAAACAAAAUAGAUAAAAUUGAAAACCAUUUGCCAAAACUCAUUCUGCAACUUUCUAAAUAACUUUAACAAAAAUCAUCUAAAAAAAAAAACAAACAAAUAAACAUAAAAAAAGGCAAAAACACAUCUUUAAAAAAACAUUAAAAAUGCAAUCGUCUGUUCCUUUACAACCACAAAUUAAUCAUCAAAUACUUUUAGUUAAUUUAAGAAAAUCGAUUGAAUUGUGGUUUCUAGAUAAACGGCAUCAAUCCGAAUCAGACGACGACGACGACGGAUGGGAUGAUUUGUAUUUUGGGAUACAAAAAGAUAUUGCUGCAAUUAUAUCCGAUGGGCUUCAGUUGAGCUUGCAAUUGCCAAAUAAAGUUCGUUUACAAAAGUUCGCCGAUGACUUAUGUUGGCUAAGGGCUUCGGUCCAAGCAAAAAACCAAAGCUUCAUUUCAGUGUCCGAAUUAAAUACUGCCAAAAGUUUUCUAACAAAAUGGGUUCAAGAAACCAUGGAGGAUAACUGCCUGUGUGCUUGCGUGCAAUUAUUAGUCACCGAUAAGGACAUACUCACCACAUACUAUACCAAAUAUUCUUACAUUCGUAACGAAAAAUAUGCAACUGCAUUGUUCAUUUGCAUUUCUGCAGUCGAAUUAAGUCGUUGCUCGUUACUUACCCAAAUUGAUGUGUCGUUAUUUGGAGAAAGUCCCUUCAAAACCAAACGAGCCACAUCACAUCCAAAUCUCUCCAUCUCACCUCAGCCGAAGAGAACAACAGCCAGAUUGUGGCAACAAGACAUCUCCGAUGGUAUUGUUCAAAUAAAAACUCCUCGAUCCAUAAGUUCGAUCCGUAAAUGGAACAGUGUGCCGGCCUUGAAGCAUGUAAAUACAAAAAAACGUUCCCGAAGUCAAACACUCGGCAAUCCGCGAGAAUUGUCAGAGAAUAUUGGAAGAUUGCACAAAGCAUUAGGUAUUCAAAAUAAGAGAAUCAAAGCCAACGAAAUGCAAGUUGGAUCACUCAAAUCUACUUCAUCCUCAUCCGACUACAGUAAGACAUCUACAGAAUCGAAUAGUAGUUCCUCGAUAGCAAUCGAGCUAAUCAAAUGCGACCACAUUAAAAUCUGGGUAGACCAUAGUACUUAUAGCCAAAGCAGUACGAAUGCACAAAACAACAAAGAGGCACCGAUUGUGGGAACAUCUUCGCUCGAUAUGAAUUGUGAAACAAGUCCCAACUCUCGCAGCAGCUCGAGUCCGAUAAACACAUUUCUUUCGAAUAUAUUCUCGGUUCCGUCGUUUCGUGCCAAUUCGGGUAGUUGGAAUGAUAGCUUCCCAUCGCUAUGUCACUCCUCAUCGACGACGACGCAGAAUGAAAGUGUUUUGAAUUCAUUUCUUCCACGGUGCGGUGAAAAGUUGCCAGGGCGAAAAACGAGUAGUUUGUUUGAAGAUCCGAAUUCACCGCAAAUUGGAAAAACAAUUUUGGCGGGUCAAUCAGUUGGUGAGCAAAGUUUGGCUGCAUUUUUAGAAAGAACACAGUUCUCGAGAAGCAAUAACGAUUUGGAAAGAGAAAACGCCCACUUUCGAAUAUGUGAAGCUAUUAUAUCCGCAAUCGAAAGAAUUAAAUGCCAAAAAUUAGAAGCAGAUAGAACAAAAGUUAUCGAAUCAUCCGAUGAAAUGAAUGAUCGUCCUGGAACCUCAUCAAACUCUAACGAAAAUUUAGAAUCAUACAAAGAACAAACAACGAGCAAUGAAUUGAACGUUCAACAAACAUCAUCUACUUCAACUGAGGAUAUACUCAACAUGAAAGAUCACAUGCCGUAUGCUGAACUGGGUGAAAGUUCCUUGGAUGAUGUUCAUUCAGCUAAAAAUAUUGGACUUUCAUUGAUUUCAAAAUUUAAAGAUAAAAGUCUUCCGAAAGUAUCUGACUUGGAGUGGCUCGUAUCAGAAGAGGAUACACCACAAAGUCUUCUACCAAUGCCACAACAAUCUAAUAAUCCUGAUGACAAUAUUAUGCCGUUGGUAACGAGAGGGACAAGAUAUUGGGCACCACCCAGACAACAAAUAAUUUUUACAAAUCACCCUUCACCACAGAGAAAACUUCUUAUUCAAAAACAGAACUAUCGCUGUGCUGGUUGUGGAAUGCGAGUGCCAGUCAGUCACAUCAAGAGCUUUCGAUACUGCACUUACUUAGGCAAAUACCAUUGUACAGGUUGCCACCGAAACCAAAUAUCAGCAAUACCAUCCAAAGUUCUUCAUUUAUGGGAUUUUAAAUUUUAUCCUGUAAGUGUGUUCGCUUAUCGUCUAUUGGAGCAAAUGUGGACCUAUCCACUGUUUUAUGUUCCCGACCUUAAUCCUGCGCUGUAUGUCAAAAGCAAACAGCUAAGAAAUGCAAGACUGAAAAGAGUGCAAGCCCAGUUUGUAAAAGAAUUUAUUACAGUUUGUCGUUUAGCUGAGAAUGAACGAGUGUAUUUUGCAUCAGUGCCUGACUAUAUUACGACUGAUCCCGAUACAUGGUCAAUGUCCGACCUAAUUGACUCGAAAACCAACACCAUCCACAAGUCCCUACAAGAUUUAAUAAAGAAAUGCGAAGAUCAUAUAAUUGAUUGUGUACUUUGUACAGCGCGUGGAUUUAUAUGUGAAUUUUGUCGCAAAGAAACCGUCAUUUUCCCUUGGCAACCUAAGGUAUUACGAUGCGAUAAAUGUGGAUCUUGUUUUCACAGUAAUUGCUGGAAAUCGCAAUUCGACUGUCCGAAAUGUCAAAGACUUAAAUCUCGCCAAAUAGAGACUUAGUACAAUUACAAUUAUUAUGAACUUAAGUAAUUGAGGUGGUGCAUAUUUUAUUUUAGAAGAAUUUACAGUUUUUUUAAACUUUUCUUUUUUUUUUAAACCAUGAUAACAACAACGUAUAUGUGAUAUUAUAAUUGAAGAUUCUAUCAAUUAAGUUAAAUAAAAAAAUAUACAAUACUAAAUAUAUAUAUAUAUAUUAUAUUAUGUACACAUGUAAUAUAAAAUAUUCGUAUAAAAAAUCUAUAUAAAAACAACAAAAAAACAAUAAAUAAAUACAUCUACGCCUAAAUCAAAUAAAAUUCC